Dioszegia hungarica is the source of this 189-nucleotide messenger RNA. RefSeq lists its product as uncharacterized. Bases 1 to 189 code for a protein of 62 amino acids. The transcript has 2 exons. The record is from RefSeq and is a predicted model, not a curated record. NCBI's taxonomy places the organism in Eukaryota, Fungi, Basidiomycota, Tremellomycetes, Tremellales, Bulleribasidiaceae.
AUGAAUGUCAUCAACGCCGUUAAGACCGUUGCGAAUGCCAUCCCUCCUAUCGUCAAUAACGUUGGCCAAGUGGUCCCGGAAGGCAUGCGUGACUACUAUGAGUGCCCUAUCAAGGGCUGCGUUAAUCCAGUCUGGGUCAUCAAGGGUGUGCCGCACGUCCCGUGCUACCGGCACUACCACUUGAAGUGA